AGGGCGCAGCUGGGCGAUACUGCGGAGGAGAUGGGGACAGUGGGCUUAGAGAGAGGAGUGAGGCAGCUGCGAGCCGAGCCAGAAAGGCGUUGCCAGGGCGACGGUGCGUCCCUCUCCGCCCGGCGGAAGCCCAGGCCUGGCCGCAUGCGCAGUCUCGGAGCCUCCCGCGCGCCACCUCGCCCCGCCCGCAGGGAAGCGGUCGCGUGGCGAUGACGUCCCGGGGGCCUGGCCGGGCGUCUCGGACUCUGGAGAUGGAGGAACAGGAGCUGUUACGGCGGCAGAUCCGCCUCCUGCAGGGUUUGAUUGAUGACUACAAAAACCUCCAUGGCAACGGCCCUGCCCCAGGUUCCUCAGCUGCUUGCCGGUGGCAGGCGCCAGCCUUCAACAGCAGCAGGGCCUUCAGCACUCGCUACCCUCGCCCAAGCCGGAGGGGCUUCUCCCUGAGCCAGGGUCCUUCGUGGCGCAAGAAAUACUCCCUUGUGAAUCGGCCCCCAGGAUCUUCAGACCCGCCCGGUGACUGUGCUGUGCAGCCAACCGUUGGGGCUGGGGGCGGCCAGGAUCCCCGCCCCCAGCCGUAUGUCCUGGAGAGGCGGGUCCAGCUCAGUCCAGAUCAGAGUAUGGUCAUUCGAAUCAAACCGCCAUCCAAGCCUGGCUUGGCUAGCACUGCAGGGACCCCGCAGGGCUCCUUGGAAAAAUGUGAGGACCCGCCCUGGAGUGACGCCAGGCCUCAGGAAGGUGAGGGCGAGCCUCCUGGCGGGCAGCGGCAGCCCUCAAGGCCAGGAAGAGCCAAGGGGACUUACAGCGCAGAGGACCCCCUUCUGGUCUGCCAGAAGGAGCCUGGCAAGCCCCGCAUUGUGAGGUCUGUGAGCAGUGUGAGUGGUAGCCCCUCGGAGCCCCGGCGGACGGUCAGUGAGAGCGCAGUUUCGGUCCAGGCGCGCUUCCUGUCCACCCAUCCCCAGCGCAGCGGCAUGGCUCUGUCCAGAAAGGUGGGCUCUCACCCCGUGACCAGCCGUGUUGCACAACUCCUUGGGAACGGGACAGUGGAUACCGGCCACCCAGAUCAGCCAGCUUCCUCAGGCUCGGUGGCAGGCCCAGCUCGAACAGCUUCCGGCCCCAGACAGGCUCGGGAGGCCCCACUGCUUGUGUCUUGUCGAACCAACAAGUUCCGGAAAAACAACUACAAGUGGGUGGCUGCCUCGGCAAAGAGCCCCCGGGCCCCUCGAAGGGCCCUCAGUCCCAGAACGGCUGCGGAGAAUGUGUGCACAGCCCCCUCUGGCCCAGGAGAGCGAGUGGAGAAGCCGCAGCCCAGAGCUGACCCAGAUGCCAAGCCCAGGAAGGUGGCCGUGUCCUCCACAGCCGGGGCUUCCCGCAGCAAGUACAAGUGGAAGGCCUCUAUCCCUUCGGCCUCCUCGUCAUCCUCCUUCCGGUGGCAGUCAGAGGCUGCCAACAAGGACCGUGCCUUCCAGCUCUCUCCAGUCCCUUCUAGGUCCCCCCCAGGGGACAAACCAGCAAUGGGACCCAGCGAAACCCCGCUCUCAGCUUACAAAGUGAAGAGCCGUACCAAGAUCAUCCGGAGACGGGCGAGUGCUAGCCUUCCUGGGGACAAGAAGAACAGCCCCCCACCUGCUGCCACUGCCAAGAGCCAGUUCAGCCUGCGGAGGAGACAGGCUCCCCGGGGCAAGAGCAGCCCGGUUCUGAAGAAGACCCCCGCCAAGGGCCUGAUGCAGGUCACCAGGCACCGGCUGUGCCGCCUGCCUCCCGGCCGGGCCCAUCUCCCCACCAAGGAAGUGUCCAGCAUGCACAGCCCGCGGACCCCACCCGCCAGCAGAGUGAUCAAGACCCGCUACCGCAUCGUCAAGAAGACCGCCGCGUCACCGCUCAACAACCCCCCGUUCCCCGUGCCCCUCCCCUCCUGGCGGAUGCGACGCCUCUCCCUGUGCAGGUCCCCGGGGCCGAACCGCCCGCGCCCUGCCAACGGGGGCGGGAGACCCCAGGCCGGCUCCCCCCGGUGGCGGGACAAAGGCUACCGCUGCAUUGGCGGUGUCCUCUACAGUGUGUCGGCCAACAAGCUCUCCAAGACCUGUGGCCGGCCUGGCGGCGACGGGGGCAGCAGGCCCCUUCUGCGCACAGGCCGACUGGACCUUGCCAGCAGCUGCAGUCGCUCCUUGGCCAGCCGGGCCCUGCAACGCAGUCUGGCCAUCGUCCGACAGGCCAGGCAGAGGCGGCGCAGGAAGGAGCCGGAAUACUGCAUGUAUUACAAUCGCUUCGGCCGGUGCAACCGCGGCGAGCUCUGCCCCUACAUCCAUGACCCUGAGAAGGUGGCCGUGUGCACCAGGUUUCUCCGGGGCACGUGCAAGAAGACAGAUGGGACCUGCCCCUUCUCCCACCAGGUCUCCAAGGAGAAGAUGCCCGUGUGCUCCUACUUCCUGAAGGGGGUUUGCAGCAACAGCAACUGUCCCUACAGCCACGUCUACGUGUCCCGCAAGGCGGAGGUCUGCACCGACUUCCUCAAAGGCUACUGCCCCCUGGGCGCAAAGUGCAAGAAAAAGCACACGCUGCUGUGCCCCGACUUCUCCAGCAGGGGCGUCUGCCCCCGGGCCGCCAAGUGCCAGCUGCUCCACCGUACCCGGAAGUGCCUCAGCCGGCGGGCAGCCCCAGCCCUGGAGCCCAGCGACACGCCCUCCAGGAGCAGGAAGUCUUCGGCUGCCCAGCGCCCUGCCAGACAGAUGCCCAUCCCCCCCACCUCUGUGGCUGCUGGCCCGGCGUCCCCUCCCGGCUCACCAGGGGCUUCAGCUGCAGCUUCAGCCUGUCUCUUGUCAUCGAAGGCCCCCUCGCCCUCCCCCCCCUCCUCUCCCUUUUCUCCCUCCCCCCCCUCUCUGUCGUUGGACCAGGAGGAACUGUCUCUCCAGGAGGAGGCCACCUCGGUGGUGACAGGCUCUGGCAGCCUCUCCAAGCUGCCUUCCUUCAUCUCGCUGCAAUCCUCACCGAGCCCAGGAGGCCACUCCAGGGCCCGGACCCCCAGGAGCACCCCCCCAAAGGAUGCAGGGAAACCUCUGCACAUCAAGCCCCGUCUGUGAGGCCCCAGGGUUCCAGCCCGUGCCUACCUCAGCCCCCCGUCCCUAGAGAGGAAGGAGGCUCCACCUGCCACCGCCCCAGAGGAGGGGCCGCCUGCCAGCGAGCCACCUCUGGGGCCACAGGGUCGUCUCUCUGCCCACGUGGCCCUCAGCAUCCCCUGACCAGUGUGUGCCCAGGGCCUCACCUUCUCCCUCAGGCUGGGCCCUGCCUGGCCGGCCCCUCUGCAUCUCAUACCUCCCCACCUGGGUCCCCAGCCUCCCACCCAGGACAUGUCCCCACCUUCUUGCCUGAGGGGUGCAGGGCAGGGCUCACCCCCAGGCCUGUCCCCGCUAUGGGUGUGGCAGUGGCCGACUCGUGCCUGAGAGAGGCCGCCGGCCAGGCCUCCCUGGCGGGCACGUUGUAUUCAGCAAUAAAGGUUCUAUCCUGUG
Hipposideros armiger (great roundleaf bat) is the source of this 3503-nucleotide messenger RNA. It is a transcript of the gene ZC3H3, whose product is annotated as zinc finger CCCH-type containing 3. Gene Ontology annotation, molecular function: metal ion binding. The record is from RefSeq and is a predicted model, not a curated record. Gene Ontology annotation, cellular component: nucleus. The transcript is spliced from 13 exons. Bases 210 to 3077 code for a protein of 955 amino acids. NCBI's taxonomy places the organism in Eukaryota, Metazoa, Chordata, Mammalia, Chiroptera, Hipposideridae.